Brassica oleracea var. oleracea is the source of this 1270-nucleotide messenger RNA. RefSeq names its product aquaporin NIP2-1. The transcript is spliced from 5 exons. NCBI's taxonomy places the organism in Eukaryota, Viridiplantae, Streptophyta, Magnoliopsida, Brassicales, Brassicaceae. Gene Ontology annotation, biological process: transmembrane transport. Gene Ontology annotation, molecular function: channel activity. The coding region runs from base 61 to 948 and encodes 295 amino acids. Gene Ontology annotation, cellular component: membrane. The record is from RefSeq and is a predicted model, not a curated record.
ACAUUAAUCAAAACUUUAUACUCUCUUUUCCUUUUAUUUCUCAGAUUCAGCAAAAAAAAAAUGGAUGACAUCUCAGUGAGCAAAAGCAACCACGGAAAUGUUGUUGUACUCAACAUCCAAGCUCCUCCUCUGUCAAAAACUUCAUUCCCUUCUUCUCCUUCCACAUCUCCACCAUUGUUAUCAGUCCACUUCUUGCAAAAGCUUAUAGCGGAACUCGUGGGAACUUACUACUUGAUAUUUGCGGGUUGUGCCGCUAUUGCCGUGAACGCUCAACACAACAAUGUAGUGACUCUUGUGGGCAUUGCGGUGGUUUGGGGUCUAGUGGUGAUGGUUCUUGUUUACUCUCUUGGACACAUCUCUGCACAUUUCAAUCCGGCUGUCACUAUCGCCUUAGCAUCUUGCAAGAGAUUCCCUCUGUAUCAACUCCCAGCCUACUUAACUGUUCAAGUUAUCGGAUCAACCUUGGCUUCCGCGACUCUGCGUCUUCUGUUUGACCUAAACAAUGACGUGUGCAGCAAGAAACAUGAUGUCUUCCUCGGAUCAACACCUUCUGGGACUGAUCUUCAAGCAUUCGGGAUGGAGUUCAUCAUCACCGGCUUCCUUAUGAUAGUUGUUUGUGCCGUCACUACCUCCAAGAGAACAAGUGAGGAGCUAGAGGGCUUAAUCAUCGGCGCAACCGUCACACUGAAUGUUAUCUUUGCCGGAGAGGUAUCAGGAGCAUCAAUGAAUCCAGCAAGAAGCCUAGGACCUGCACUUGUGUGGGGAUGUUACAAAGGGAUUUGGAUUUACUUGCUGGCUCCAACACUUGGAGCUGUCUCAGCGGCCUUGAUUCAUAAACUGUUACCGGCUACACAGAAAGCAAACUCUGAGUUCUCCAAGACAGGAUCUUCUCAUAAACGAGAGAUGGAUUACACCCCUCCACAAGGCUCAUCGAAUAACAGGCCCUAAUCCAGUAAGUCGGAUCGAUUUAGUCGGCUCGGCGGCUAAACCUAUCGGCUUGACCUUAGAUUACUUUUAGCCGGUCGAGUAAGUCGACCAAAAAUGCCCGGCUUGAAGGGAGCCUUGUCCAGGCCCGUAUACUCGGCCUCUCACAUCAAGGCCCAAAGAGGUACGAAAUUAGGGCAUCAGGGACAUGAGUCCUAUAAAAAGGGAAAGAGAAGCAACAAAAAAGGGACUUUUGGACGAUUGAACAGACUGAGCGGCUAGAUCUAGGGUUUUAGGCUAUCUCUUUGAUCUUGUUACUUUUUGAUCUUGUUGCUCUUUCACUUUU